ACUUGACAGAGUUCAAACUCGACGCACAUAGAAGAGGUACAGUAAAACCCUUAACUUAUGGCUAGAGUUUGUAUUCAGGUCCACUUAAAUGACUGGUGCGUUAUUUGUAAAAGUACAGAAGUAUGCUACGUAGAAGUAGUAAUAAGUUAUAGCUGUCAGGUUAUUGUAGUGGAGUAAAAAGUACAAUCUAAUGUCUCUUGCAUGUAGUGAAGCAGAAGUAUAAAGUUGCAUGCAGUACAAUUAUAAUACAAAAGUAAAGUAAGUGAAUAAAUGUACUUAGUUACUUUCCACCACUAGUGCCACAAACAGACUCCCAAACUCAUUUUUCUACCUGGUGGAGCUUCUUUUUUUUUUUCAGGUGGAGCUUUUUUAUUUUAAUCCCUAUUAUAGCCUACUUUAUUCUGUCAGCCAUCUGUUCUUAACUUGCAAGCAUCAUUAAACAAACCUGCGUGUGAUAUUUAGGAGAGAAACAAAUGUAUCUUGUGGACCUGAUGGGACAGAUGGGAGUAAGGAUGCUUCACAGGAACCCGCUGCAGGCUGCCUGGCUUUGUUGUCUGUUGGCUGUUCAGGUGCACAGCUGUCCAGAUACCUGCGGCAAGUGUUCAGGCCCAGAAAAUGACCAGUGUGAGGAAUGCAGAGCAGGAUGGACACUUCAUAAUAACGCCUGUGUAGACGUUGAUGAGUGUGGCACGGAGCUGGGUAUCUGUCCUACAAACAGCUACUGCUUCAAUACAGAUGGUUCCUUUGAGUGCAGAGACUGUGACCCGGCCUGUGUGGGCUGUAUGGGUAGCGGACCAGCACGCUGCAGGAAAUGUGCCUCUGGGUACACACUGACAGGGUCCAAGUGUUUGGAUAUAGAUGAAUGUAGUGACAGGGUACUUGCCUGUCAUGGUCUGGAUGAGAUCUGUACCAACACAGAAGGCUCCUUCCGCUGCGACUGUGCUGAAGGAUUCAUUCAUAGGGACGGCGUCUGUGUGAAGAAGCAGCAGCCUGGUGUUCAGGAAAAAGGUCUAUUUGAGGAUAUUCAGGAUGACGAGGUGGAGGUGCUGCAGCAGAUGAUCUUCGGGGUGGUGCUUUGUGCUCUGGCCACGCUGGCUGCUAAGGGGGAUUUGGUUUACACAUCUGUAUUCAUGGGAGCAGUGGCAGCCAUGGCAGGGUACUGGCUUUCUGACAGGGGAGACCGUUUGUUAGACAGCUUCUUAAAGGGACGUUAAAGCUCAAAAAGACUUUAACAUUUCAUGUGCCACUGCUCAGCAAGGCCUGAAACAAUCCCUGUCCAGAUGGACAAUGUCACACUUUUCUAUCUGUAAGAUCAUUUAUGGCAACAUUUUAACAACCACUGAGCCACCAUGAAAAUAAUAUAAAACCAAGUUAAGUGUACAGAGAGUAAAUCUACCCACCAUAGAAAAAGAACAUCCCUUCUUUCAUAUUUGAAGCCUUUUACUGAAAUUCAGGUUUUAGAUGCAGAUACCCAGAAGAAGUGACAAAUCAGGUGACCGCUUCUUCUGUUGUCUGACUGACUAUGGAAAAUAUUUUUUUAAUUUUCACCGGCUAGGAUUGAUCAUGAUUCUUCGUCACUACACAGUUUUUAGAUAUCAUCCUGUAAUAUCACAGAGAUGGGCAACAUGAGUGUGGAAGUUUAUUCUUGACCUUGUAAAUAGUAGUAUGACAAUUCAAUUCAAGGUCCACUUACCAGCUUUGUCUGUAGCCUUUCAGCUGUAUUUUACUGUCUUCAUCAAUGAAUGGUGUUUGCUUUGUUAUCGUCACAAACUCCAGUAACUGAUGAGGACCGCAAGAUGCAGUUGAAGACUUUUAAAUGACUGUCCAGCUGUACCACUUUUCUGUAAUGAGCUGGAAAUUGCUUUUUAUUGUUUUCAAGCAGCUACCUUGUUCUGGCAUUUGGAGCCACCAACAAACAAUGGUGUCAAUUGUAGCUUGAAUAAAGAAGAAUUUACAGCUUGCUUGAAUUUGUUUGCAGAAACCAUGUACUGUAUUAGAUUUGCUUCUUAUACUGUAACAAUGGCACUUCAUUUGUAACAUGUACAUUAUACUAUAUAGUAAUAUUUCUAAUGCCCCUUUCCUCCAUGUGCACACUGUAAACCCAUAUUUAGUUGUAUUUAAACUUUUUAGUGGUCAUUACUUAUUCUUUCAUGUUUUGUUAAAAAACAAAAUUAUUACUAAAUCACAUCUGUAAUGAUCAGCUUCAGCAUGCAGUACACAGAUCUUAUUAAGCAGAGAUAACUAAGGAUCUUAAGCUUCUGUAUGGGAGGGGCGGGGUCAUUUGAACUGUUCUGUGCUGAAGCGAUGCAAAGGCUCAGGGGAAAAAAAUAUGUUAAGGGUUAGGGUUAGUUUCUGUCCUAGUUAAAGUGUGUUUUUAUAAUGUUCUGUUAAUGUUGGGUGAGCAUUUAUGUUUAUAUCUGGGUUUUAGUUUUGUAUGGUUGAUUUAGGAUUCAUGUUAGCUACAUUUAUUGUUGUACCAUGACCGAGACCCGGGUAGGGACUGAUGGGGUCUGGGCAGUUAAAACCUGUUCAGUGUUUACUACAGAGUUUGGAAAUCAGUAACUGUGUCUCUAGAGAGAAUUGUUCUACACAGCACAGGGCAUUGGAAAGCUUCAGUGUUUUAUAUGCAAUCAUUUUUUUCUGUUUCUAUGGACUGAGUACAUUGAAUACAUCACAAAGUAAAAAAACAUAUUUAUAUAAACAAAGUAUGUCUCUAGUAUUGAUAAGUAGCCUAAUGUUUCUUUGUAUUUUUAACUUAACAAGCUUAUUUUAGACAGCGUGACUCCAGAAACAAACGAUUUAUAGUAAUGACUACUAAUGUAAACUAUUUUUAAACUGAUUUGUCUACUGCAUCAACUUACCGCUCUAUGUUAAUACAACUUAACCUGUUAAGUUUCACCUUGUGUAAAAACUAAGACGGUUUAAGGCAACGGGUUUCUACUCAAAUUAACUUCCUAAAAAGUAAACUAAUUCGGGAUAACAGUGCACAUGUUGUCUUAAGUAUAUAAAACACUGAAAUAAAAGUUCUGUGUCAACA
This is a messenger RNA of Sander lucioperca (pikeperch), 3037 nucleotides long. RefSeq names its product protein disulfide isomerase Creld1 (gene creld1a). NCBI's taxonomy places the organism in Eukaryota, Metazoa, Chordata, Actinopteri, Perciformes, Percidae. Gene Ontology annotation, molecular function: calcium ion binding. The coding region runs from base 474 to 1214 and encodes 246 amino acids. The transcript has 6 exons. The record is from RefSeq and is a predicted model, not a curated record.